AUGGCUGAGCAGGAGGAGGAGGAGGCAGCCGAGCCAGCAGCGCCGCCCUUGCAGAGGGAGGCGGAGGGCUUGCGCUUGCACCUCUCUAGCAGCAGCAGCACCGGCUACCAGAGUGUUUACAAGCUGCCCUCUGGCCGCUUCGCCCUCUCGCCCUCUGGCCCUCUCGCCGCGCAGAGCCCGCGGCUCUUUCUUGGCUCCUUCGGCACAGCGGUGGAGGCAGCUGCGGCUUACGCGAGGGCGGUCGGCGAGCCACCGGCGGCGUCAGAGUUUGAGGGCGUGCGCUUGCACCUCUCCAGCAGCAGCAGCACCGGCUACGAGGGCGUGCGCAGGCACGCCUCCGGCAAGUUCGUGGCGACUCGCUACGAGCACGGAAGGCAGGUCCACGUCGGCCUCUAUGACACGGCGGUGGAGGCGGCGCGGGCGGCGGCCUCGGGCGAGGGCGAGGGCGAGGGCGAGGCGACUUUCGACGCGUCGCCCGUGGCGGAGGCGGAGGGCUUGCGCUUGCACCUCUCCAGCAGCAACAGCACCGGCUACAGGGGCGUGUACACCAGCGGCGGCCGCUUCAUGGCGCAGCGCAUGGUGAACAAGGCGGAGGGCUUGCGCUUGCACCUCUCCAGCAACAACACCACCGGCUACAAGGGCGUGUUCCGGCAGUCCAAAUCCCACCGAUUCGAGGCAAAGCGCAGGGAGGGCAUGGCUGGGGCGGAGGCGGAGGGCUUGCGCUUGCACCUCUCUAGCAGCAGCAGCACCGGCUACAAGAGUGUUUACAAGCUGCCCUCUGGCCGCUUCGCCCUCUCGCCCUCUGGCCCUCUCGCCGCGCAGAGCCCGCGGCUCUUUCUUGGCUCCUUCGGCACAGCGGUGGAGGCAGCUGCGGCUUACGCGAGGGCGGUCGGCGAGCCACCGGCGGCGUCAGAGUUUGAGGGCGUGCGCUUGCACCUCUCCAGCAGCAGCAGCACCGGCUACGAGGGCGUGCGCAGGCACGCCUCCGGCAAGUUCGUGGCGACUCGCUACGAGCACGGAAGGCAGGUCCACGUCGGCCUCUAUGACACGGCGGUGGAGGCGGCGCGGGCGGCGGCCUCGGGCGAGGGCGAGGGCGAGGGCGAGGCGACUUUCGACGCGUCGCCCGUGGCGGAGGCGGAGGGCUUGCGCUUGCACCUCUCCAGCAGCAACAGCACCGGCUACAGGGGCGUGUACACCAGCGGCGGCCGCUUCAUGGCGCAGCGCAUGGUGAACAAGGAGGAGGGCGUCGACCCCAAGUGGAUCAAAGACCGGAUCGAAGACUGCCACCCGGCCAGGGCGGCCCAAGCGGCAACAGUAGGCACGGUGGUGGCGCCGACGGCGCAGGCGGUGGCUGCCGGCGAGGCGUCUGUGCCUUCCUCAGCAAUCCAGGUGGGGCCUGUGCCUGCGGCGCCGCCACGGCGGGCACCGCUCGCGGCUGAGGCGGAGGGCUUGCGCUUGCACCUCUCCAGCAACAACACCACCGGCUACAAGGGCGUGUUCCGGCAGUCCAAAUCCCACCGAUUCGAGGCAAAGCGCAGGGUGGGCAAGAGCGGGGGGGCGAGGAAGCUCAAGACUGACGGCAAGAGCUCCACGGGCUACCUGGGUGUCUUCCGCCGCGAGGAUUGCGGCAGACUCAAGUUUGUCGCGCAGGUGAGCCUGCACGACGGGCAUCGCAUGCGGCUGACGUACCUCGGCGUCUUCCCCACCGCGGUGAAGGCGGCGGUGGCGGUCGCCAAGGCGAAGCUGCGGUCGUCCUCCGGCGGGCCUUCCGCAGCAGUCCAGGUGGGGCCUGUGCCUACAGCGCCGCCACGGCGGGCACCGCUCGUGGCUGAGGCGGAGGGCUUGCGCUUGCACGUCUCCAGCCGCAACAACAACACCACCGGCUACAACGGCGUGGUCAAGGACGGCUCGCGCUUCAAGGCGCAGGACAGGCGGGGCGGAAAGGCUGUCUCCCUCGGCACCUUUGACACGGCGGUGGAGGCGGCGGUGGCGUACGCGCGGGCGGUCGGGCAGGCUCCUGCCCAGGGGUCGGCUGCGGCCGGCAGCGAGGCGCUCGACUCGGACGAGGGCGAGGGCGAGGACGAGGAGGGCGAGGCCCGCUGCUUGUGGCGUCCAUACGAGCCGCCGGAAGGGCCGCCGCCAAAGCGGCGUUCGACUGUUGCGCCUUCAUGCGGCCUCCCGGCCAACGACGAGAGCGCGCCAUUCCACGCGCCGCCCGCCGAGGCCGCGGUCGUGCUCUGCGGCAACACGCACGAGUGCAACGGCGGCGCCUUUGGCUGCAUUCUGCCGGCAGGCCACGGCGGGCCGCACGACUUGACGCUGCCGGCCAAGCGGGCGCGCUGCGCGAAGCGCCCGUUCGACCCGGCGAACGUCGAAGCGGCUGCCGCGCUCGGGUCGCAGGGCAGGCUGCAGUCGCCGGAGCUUGGGGCGGCGGAGGCGGCGCUUCUCGCAAAGCUGCUGGCGGUGGCGGCGCGCUUGAAGGACGAGGGCUCGCCCGAGGCGACGGUGCACGUCGAUGGCCAGUGGGCGGUGCACUGGAGGCCGCGGGCUACUCAGGCCACCUUUGCGGGCGACUACUACGCGUUCCGCCUCGCCGAGCCCGCCCGCCACUACCGCUCGCGAGUCGAGCUGGUCAAGGCACUCGAAGCGGAGCUGAUACCGGACCCGUGCUGCCUCGCCUCAGACCUGUCGCGGUCUUGUUCUGCGGGCGAGGUGAUGGCGCCCUCCGUCGGGUGCGACGCCGGCGGCUGCUCGCGCUGGGCUUGCCUGGCGUGCGCCGGCUUCAGGAGCGAGGCGGAGGCGGGGCGCAAGACGUGGUUCUGCACGCUUCACGCGCCGGCAGUGGCGGUGGUGGCGGAGGCAGAGGGCUUGCGCUUGCACCUCUCCAGCAUCAGCAGCACCGGGUACAGGGGCGUGUCGCACCCCUCUUCUGGCCGGUUCCAGGCGAGGCACAAUUUGGGUGGAAAGGAUGUCUCCCUCGGCUGCUUUGGCUCGGCGGUGGAGGCGGCGGUGGCGUACGCGCGGGCGCUCCUGCCCGACGGCCGCACCGUCCACAAAGAGGCGCCUCCCGACAAUGGCGGCAUGGCGGCCGUCGCCGACGCGCUCGGGCGCAUCGGGCUGCAGUCCUACGCCGCCGCGUUUGACUCCGAGGGCUUCGACGACAUCGACUUUCUGCUCGGGCUGGACAGAGCCGAGCGGGCCGCUGUGGCGACGGCGACGGGCAUGGAUGCCAAACCGGGGCACGCGGGGAAGUGGGUCAGGUUUGGCUUCGGGGUGCCUUGACAAUCACCAAUUCAGUACGUUUUCCCGUCGUGCCCUCCUUCUCUUCUCUUAUUCAUAACAGCAGUGAGGGACUGUGUGAG
Messenger RNA from Emiliania huxleyi CCMP1516, 3362 nucleotides. RefSeq lists its product as hypothetical. The coding region runs from base 1 to 3282 and encodes 1093 amino acids. Gene Ontology annotation, molecular function: DNA binding; DNA-binding transcription factor activity. The record is from RefSeq and is a predicted model, not a curated record. NCBI's taxonomy places the organism in Eukaryota, Haptophyta, Isochrysidales, Noelaerhabdaceae. Gene Ontology annotation, biological process: regulation of DNA-templated transcription. The transcript has 11 exons.